AGGAGGCACUUAUCCAUGUACGACAAUAUUGAAGAAUUUUUGCAAACCCAAAAUAACCUGAUGCCAAUAAGGUACUCUUUCUCAGAAAUUAAGAAAAUGACCAAAGGUUUUAAGGAAACUUUGGGUGAAGGGGGAUUUGGCACAGUAUUUAAAGGGACACUUCGAAGUGGACAUCUUGUAGCAGUAAAGAUGUUAAGCCAAUCCAAAGCAAAUGGGCAAGAUUUUAUCAAUGAAGUAGCCACCAUUGGAAGGAUCCAUCAUGUGAAUAUAGUGCAACUCAUUGGCUUUUGUGUUCACGGUUCAAAGCGUGCCCUUAUAUAUGAGUUCAUGCCCAACGGAUCCCUAAACAAGCACAUUUUUUCAUUAGAGGCAAAUAUUCUCAACUAUGUGAAAACACAUGAUAUUGCUUUAGGAGUGGCUCGUGGGAUUGAGUAUUUACAUCAAGGAUGUGACAUGCAAAUUUUACAUUUUGACAUUAAGCCUCACAACAUUCUUCUUGACGAGAAUUUGAAACCCAAAGUUUCAGAUUUUGGCUUAGCAAAAUUGUACCCGGUGGAAGAUAGUAUUGUUCAUUUGACUGGUGCAAGAGGAACGCUUGGAUACAUGGCUCCUGAAAUACUUUACAAAAAUAUUGGAGACGUUUCAUACAAAGCUGAUGUCUAUAGCUUUGGAAUGUUGUUGAUGGAAAUGGUGAGCAGAAGAAAGAACUUGGAUCCAUUUACAGAACAUUUAAGCCAAAUUUACUUUCCCACUUGGAUAUAUGAUCAAUUCCAUGAUGGAAAGAAUAUAGAAAUACAAGAUGCUACUGAAGAUGAAAGGAUAAUAUGUAAGAAGAUGAUGAUAGUCGCAUUAUGGUGCAUACAAUUGAAGCCUAGUGAUCGUCCAUCAAUGAACAAAGUCGUCAAAAUGCUUGAAGGAGAUGUUGAAUGUUUACAAGUUCCUCUCAAGCCUCUCCAACCAUCACCAAAGAGAGAGAUAAAGGGUGCUAGAGAUAAUUCAAAUCAAGCUUCAUCGUCAAUUCAAUCAGAUGAAUCAAAUCGUAUUUAAUUUUUCUUGUUUA
Messenger RNA from Carya illinoinensis, 1060 nucleotides. Its product is annotated as rust resistance kinase Lr10-like. The transcript has a single exon. Gene Ontology annotation, biological process: protein phosphorylation. The record is from RefSeq and is a predicted model, not a curated record. Gene Ontology annotation, molecular function: protein kinase activity; ATP binding. The coding region runs from base 16 to 1047 and encodes 343 amino acids. Lineage: Eukaryota; Viridiplantae; Streptophyta; Magnoliopsida; Fagales; Juglandaceae.